GUCGGGCUGGUGCAUGCCAUUCUUUACAAACCAAUAACACAAAAGAACAUCCAUUACAUUCCCCCUUAUUAUUCCCAAUUUAGAGAAAGGCCGACCACCCGCCCACUCAUUUCUUUACCUGAUCUGUUCCUUCUAACUCUUUCAAACGGCUGGCCGAGGCGGCUGAUAACUCCUCGCCACGGCCUGCCUAUCAUAAUCUCUACACUAUUGUUGUGGGAAAUUUUGAUCAUUUAUUAUUGUUAUUGUUGUGAUAGUUGUCGCUUUCUAUCAAAGACUGCUUCAUAUGGGGGAGGUUAUUACAAAAAAUCCUGAGAAACGCGUGUUGUCAUCCCCAUCAUCUUCUAGCGAAUCAGAACGCGAAGAGUUGCAACUUUUGGAGGAUGCACCACCUUUUUGGAAGAAUAACAGAAAGAGGUUAUCGAAGCAACUUUCUAUGUGUGAGACACCACGUGAUAUUGCAUGGGAGAAACGACGUCGCCAAAUUCUCCUCCAAGAAAGAAGGAAACAAGGGAUUCAUAUACCUGACAACUUGACCGAUGAGGACCUCAAUGAGCUCAAAGGCUGCAUAGAACUAGGGUUUGGAUUCAAUGAAGAAGAAGGCCAGAGGCUAUGUAGCACGCUGCCAGCGUUAGAUCUUUAUUUCGCGGUGAAUCGUCAAUAUUCAACGAGUCCAAUCUCGAGCCCCGGUAGCAAAGGUUCAUUGCCAUCUCCCGCAUCUUCCAGCACGUCGGCGACGUCUCUUGGAGGUAGGUCCUCGUCAUUUGGAAGCCCUAGGAGCGACUCUUCAGAUGCAUGGAAGAUAUUCAGCCCAGGAGAUGACCCGCAACAGGUUAAGACAAAACUGAGGCAUUGGGCACAAGCAGUGGCAUGUUCUGUAAUGCAGUCCCAUUGAAGGGGUGGAGAUGGAUUGUACAGAAAAUAAAAGAUAGUGAAACCUAGACUUAUUUUAAGAAAGGAAGAGAAGCUUUUUCCUCAUGAAUUUGCAAGGACUAUAUUUAUAAAUGGAACAAAGCCUUUCCAGAUUGUUAAUCAUAAGGCAAGGAGUGUGGAGUACGUAGUUUCAUUGGUUUGGAGAGAGAUAACUUUUAAUGUAUUCUAUGUAAAGGACACAUUCAAAAACCUCAAAGUUAUCUA
This is a messenger RNA of Lycium ferocissimum, 1134 nucleotides long. RefSeq lists its product as uncharacterized. The transcript is spliced from 2 exons. The record is from RefSeq and is a predicted model, not a curated record. Bases 284 to 892 code for a protein of 202 amino acids. NCBI's taxonomy places the organism in Eukaryota, Viridiplantae, Streptophyta, Magnoliopsida, Solanales, Solanaceae.